Radiomyces spectabilis is the source of this 855-nucleotide messenger RNA. RefSeq lists its product as uncharacterized. The coding region runs from base 1 to 855 and encodes 284 amino acids. The record is from RefSeq and is a predicted model, not a curated record. The transcript is spliced from 3 exons. Lineage: Eukaryota; Fungi; Mucoromycota; Mucoromycetes; Mucorales; Radiomycetaceae.
AUGAAGGCAUUUUCAAUUCUCGCUCUUGCAGCAGGUUUCGCUGCUGUCGUGUCCGCCGGAUAUGACGGCGAUGACGACAAUAACGAAUGGGACCACAAAAAGUGGAAACACGAUAACGUUAUCACAUUGACUGAUGUCAUAUUCGAGACCAGACCACCUGUCGUCGUCUACACGACUGUUACUGCUACAGUGACAGAUGGUGUUAGCAAGCCGUGGGGUCAUCACUACAAGCAAAAAGGCGAACACGGUGGCUGGGGCAACCACGGCAACAACUGGGGCGGAAAAGGUGGCCACGGUGGACACGGUGGCUGGAAGGGAAAGGGCGGACACGGCGGAAAAGGUGGAUACGGUGUAAAAGGUCAUGGUGGUAAAGGUGGCUACAAGCACAAGCACCACGACUGGGACGACGACGACAGCGAUGAUUAUCACCACAAGGGCGGCAAGGGCGGCAAGGGAGGAAAGGGAGGCAAAUGGGAUGAUGAAAAUGGCAAGGAUGGUGGUUGGGAAGGCAAACAAGGUGGAAAGAACCAAAUGAAGGGCAACGGUCAAAUCACCGUGAAUCCCUUAAAGAUCGGUGCUGCUGCUCAAUCAUCUUCUACUUCAUCAGCGGCUGCUGGUGCUCCCUCUUCGGCCGCUUCCUCAUCUGCUGCUGGUUCCUCGUCAUCUAUGAACGGUGCUGCUCCUACCAGCGCAGCCAGUGGUCCUGCUUCCAACGUCAGUGGCAGCGCAAGCCGUACCUCCGUUGCGCACAGACCCUCUACCACCACCCGCCGUACUGGUGCCGGCGCCAACCUUCGCGUUGGUGGUUCCUUAGUUGCUGCAUGUGUUGGUGCUGCCGCAUGGUUCCUUCUUUAA